Lactuca saligna is the source of this 1087-nucleotide messenger RNA. NCBI's taxonomy places the organism in Eukaryota, Viridiplantae, Streptophyta, Magnoliopsida, Asterales, Asteraceae. The record is from the annotation of a GenBank genome assembly.
GUAAGGAACAUCUUGUCAGCAUAUGACAAAUAAUCGUGUGACACGUGUUUCUUGGCUCAAUUGGCCCGGGACGUGACAAGUAUUCACGGGCAGCGACUAGUAAAGUAAGUACUAGUGGCCUCCCGCCUACUCAAGUAGAGAAAAACGGAAGGACAUAGAGUUAGAGUGGGAGUUUAGAAGCAGAAGGAAGCUAUGGCGUCUGUGGGAGUUGACUCGGAGGUGACUCGGAUAAUGAUCGGUGUGAACGAGUCAAGCAUCAAAGGAUAUCCACAUGCUUCAAUUAGUAGCAAAUCAGCAUUUGAAUGGACUCUGAACAAGAUCAUUCGCUCCAAUACCUCCGGUUUUAAGCUCCUUUUUCUCCAUGUUCAAGUUCCUGAUGAAGACGGUUUUGAUGAUGUUGAUAGUAUAUACGCCUCACCACAAGAUUUUAGAGAUGCAAAUCGUAAAGACAAGAUUAAUGGAUCUCAUUUGCUGGAGUACUUUGUGAACAGAUGUCAUGAUAUAGGGGUUGUUUGUGAAGCAUGGGUGAAGAGGGGUGAUGCCAAAGAAGUAAUCUGCCAUGAGGUCAAAAGAGUCAAACCAGACCUCCUUGUAGUUGGAAACAGAGGGCUUGGUCCCUUCCAGAGGGUAUUUGUGGGAACUGUGAGUGAAUUCUGUGUGAAGCACUGUGAAUGCCCAGUUGUAACAAUCAAACGCAGUGCAGAAGAGACCCCUCAUGAUCCUGUAGAUGAUUGAUUGUUCCUCUAAAAGCUACUAUUAAUAAUGUAAAAUCUUCUCUACAACCCUCGUUCCUGGUUUGUCUUUUUUAAUGGAGAUUCAGCUGUGUGUAUCUGUAAGACCUAUGAGUUCCUUUUUUCUAGCCAAGUUGUUAUACAACUAUGUUUUCAAGGCUGCUUUUGUUAUAUGUAACCAUAAUGUACAAGCUUUUUAGGGAUGACAAUGACAUUUAUGUCUUUUCUACUCUCUAACAUUACAUCAAAAAAUAUAUUCCUUAUAUAGUCUUUUGACAAAAUUGCUCCAUGUGUUUGUCAAAAUCAUGUGGUUUUAUUCCAAAAAGUUUUGGAGGUGUAUCAAUGGUUUAGUUUUG